AGCCCUUUGAUUUUUUUUGGCAUGCUUAUGAAUUUGCUUUUCUUUUUAAAAAUCCCCCUUAUAGAUUUGUAUAGAUUUGGUUGAAGUCACAGAUGCCAUAUUCUUCAUCUUUAUAAUGCCAGUUUUCUUUCCAGGUAGAAGGACAAGAAACUAAUGAGCCAAUGCCAUAGAAACGCAAAGGGUUAAAGGUUUUUCUUUUACUUUUGUUUUGGGUACGCUUUCUUUACUUUGAACAAAUGUGUUUUUCUGCUCAAAAUACUUUCAAAUUAUUGAAAGUUUUCAUUCCAAGUCUUAGAUUUUUAGGAUUGUUACUUUUGAGAAACUGUUUCCACAUUAGAGCUCCCCUCAUAUUGCUCUAAAUAUAGUUUAGUAAAUGCACCUACUUUGCUCUAAGCAUACUUAAAGUUAAAACAAAAGUAUGUAUACAAAGACUUUGAUAUUUUUAAUAGUUGGAGUCUGUUUUGCUAAUUUUAGUGUGCAGGUCAGCACAAGGGGCAUAGUGAGCCUGAUGGAAGCUUUCCUCAGGUGAGUGAGUUUCAAGAUCAAAGUUAGGUGCCUGUUUCUUAAAAUUAGAUUCUGCUGCAGGUUUACAAAUUAGACUUUCAGCCUGCAUGAAUUAGUAGGGAUAUUCUUUUUUUUACUUGCAUAAUUGUAAUUGAUUUAAACAUGUAUGUCAGAAUUCACAGGCCCAUACUAACUGUCCUUAAUUUCUUUCCUACAGCAGUACUGCUAUAUGCCAGUCCUGUCUGCAUUCUUAAGGGUGCAGUUCAACACAUCCUCUCUAGAUUAUGGUGAAAAAGUAUUCCAAAGGAAGUCUUAUCAGAGAUAGUGUCAGAAAGAAUGACACUACCAAUUGGGCAUGAUCUUCAGCAUAGGAAAUGUCUUAGACCUUUAUUAGUUUUUCCUAAAUUGUGAUGCUAUACUACUUGUAUAGCUAAUUAUCACAUUUCUAAAACGUAGUGUGCCUCUGUGAAUCUUGUUAUAUAUUGUUUGGGCUUCUUUAAGAUAUUUUGAAGUUUGAAAAGCAAAUACUGAAACUUUAACCAAGAGACUAACACAUCUCUUUGUACACCACUUUUUUUCUGUAUGCAUCAUAAUAACUGGUAGAAGUAAUAUAUUUCAAGUAAUAUGUUUCCAGUUAUUUAUACUUUCUGAGAAAAUAAAAAUAUGUUUCUGGGUCAACAAAAAGUAAAAAUCAUGAAGCCCUUUUUAGUAACAUGACAUCAGAAUAAGAUUAGAGGUAUAUUUUUAAAAAUCAGAUUUUCUAAACUAUAACUGUUUUAGAACAUUGUAUGAAGAACUUAUCUAGUCAUAGUUACUUGUAGUCAGGAUUUUAACAGCUUGCAACAGGUAAUGUUUUGAAUAUAAAUAUCUUUCCAAAGUGUUACUAAUGGUAAAGAGAUAAUUUUCUAGGCUUCUAUUCUGCUGCUUGAAGUCAGAACUGCUGAUGGAGACAAAGGCACGAAAGUGAGGGAAGACCCCUGAUCCUAAAAUGAAUGCUAGGACUUACAUGGAUGUAAUGCGAGAACAACAUUUAACUAAAGAAGAGAGAGAAAUUAGGCAACAGCUAGCAGAAAAAGCUAAAGCUGGAGAACUAAAAGUCGUCAAUGGAGCAGCAGCAUCCCAGCCUCCCUCAAAACGAAAACGGCGUUGGGAUCAAACAGCUGAUCAGACUCCUGGUGCCACUCCAAAAAAGCUAUCAAGUUGGGAUCAAGCAGAGACCCCUGGACAUACCCCUUCCUUAAGAUGGGAUGAGACACCAGGUCGUGCAAAAGGAAGUGAGACUCCUGGAGCCACCCCAGGCUCAAAAAUAUGGGAUCCUACACCUAGUCACACACCUGCGGGCGCUGCUACCCCUGGACGGGGCGAUACACCAGGCCACGCGACACCAGGCCAUGGAGGUGCAACUUCCAGUGCUCGUAAAAACAGAUGGGAUGAGACCCCCAAAACAGAAAGAGAUACUCCUGGACAUGGAAGUGGAUGGGCUGAGACUCCUCGAACAGAUCGAGGUGGAGAUUCCAUUGGUGAAACACCAACUCCUGGAGCCAGUAAAAGAAAGUCACGUUGGGAUGAAACACCAGCUAGUCAGAUGGGUGGAAGCACUCCUGUUCUGACCCCUGGAAAGACACCAAUUGGCACGCCAGCCAUGAACAUGGCUACCCCUACUCCAGGUCACAUAAUGAGUAUGACUCCUGAACAGCUUCAGGCUUGGCGGUGGGAGAGAGAAAUUGAUGAGAGAAAUCGCCCAUUGUCUGAUGAAGAAUUAGAUGCUAUGUUCCCAGAAGGAUAUAAGGUACUUCCCCCUCCAGCUGGAUAUGUUCCUAUUCGAACUCCAGCUCGAAAGCUGACAGCAACUCCAACACCUUUGGGUGGUAUGACAGGUUUCCACAUGCAAACUGAAGAUAGAACUAUGAAAAGUGUUAAUGACCAACCAUCUGGAAAUCUUCCAUUUUUAAAACCUGAUGAUAUUCAGUACUUUGAUAAACUUUUGGUUGAUGUUGAUGAAUCAACACUUAGUCCGGAAGAGCAAAAAGAGAGAAAAAUAAUGAAGUUGCUUUUAAAAAUUAAGAAUGGAACACCUCCAAUGAGAAAAGCUGCAUUGCGUCAGAUUACUGAUAAAGCUCGUGAAUUUGGAGCUGGUCCUUUGUUUAAUCAAAUUCUUCCUCUGCUGAUGUCGCCUACACUUGAGGAUCAAGAGCGUCAUUUACUUGUAAAAGUUAUUGAUAGAAUAUUAUACAAACUUGAUGACUUAGUUCGACCAUAUGUGCACAAGAUCCUGGUGGUCAUUGAACCAUUGUUGAUUGAUGAGGAUUACUAUGCUAGAGUGGAAGGCCGAGAGAUUAUUUCUAAUUUGGCAAAGGCUGCUGGUCUGGCUACUAUGAUCUCUACCAUGAGACCUGAUAUAGAUAACAUGGAUGAGUAUGUCCGUAACACAACAGCUAGAGCUUUUGCUGUUGUAGCCUCUGCCCUGGGCAUUCCUUCAUUAUUGCCUUUCUUAAAAGCUGUGUGCAAAAGCAAGAAGUCCUGGCAAGCAAGACACACUGGUAUAAAAAUUGUACAGCAAAUAGCUAUUCUCAUGGGCUGUGCCAUCUUGCCACAUCUCAGAAGUUUAGUUGAAAUCAUUGAACAUGGUCUUGUGGAUGAGCAGCAGAAAGUUCGGACCAUUAGUGCUUUGGCCAUUGCUGCCUUGGCUGAAGCAGCAACUCCUUAUGGUAUCGAAUCUUUUGAUUCUGUGUUAAAGCCUCUAUGGAAGGGUAUCCGCCAACACAGAGGAAAGGGCCUGGCCGCUUUCUUAAAGGCUAUUGGGUAUCUUAUUCCUCUCAUGGAUGCAGAAUAUGCCAACUACUAUACUAGAGAAGUGAUGUUAAUUCUUAUUCGAGAAUUCCAAUCUCCUGAUGAAGAAAUGAAGAAAAUUGUGCUGAAGGUGGUAAAGCAGUGUUGUGGAACAGAUGGUGUAGAAGCAAACUACAUUAAAACAGAGAUCCUUCCUCCUUUUUUUAAACACUUCUGGCAACACAGAAUGGCUUUGGAUAGAAGAAAUUACCGGCAGUUAGUUGAUACUACUGUGGAGUUGGCAAACAAAGUAGGUGCAGCAGAAAUUAUAUCCAGGAUUGUGGAUGAUCUGAAAGAUGAAGCUGAACAGUACAGAAAAAUGGUGAUGGAGACAAUUGAGAAAAUUAUGGGCAACUUGGGAGCAGCAGACAUUGAUCAUAAACUUGAAGAACAACUGAUUGAUGGUAUUCUUUAUGCUUUUCAAGAACAGACUACAGAGGACUCAGUAAUGUUGAACGGCUUUGGCACAGUGGUCAAUGCUCUUGGCAAACGAGUCAAACCGUACUUGCCUCAGAUCUGCGGUACAGUUUUGUGGCGUUUAAAUAACAAAUCAGCAAAAGUUAGGCAACAGGCAGCUGACUUGAUCUCUCGAACGGCUGUUGUCAUGAAGACUUGUCAAGAGGAAAAAUUGAUGGGGCACUUGGGUGUUGUUUUGUAUGAGUAUUUGGGCGAAGAGUACCCUGAAGUAUUGGGCAGCAUUCUUGGAGCACUGAAGGCCAUUGUAAAUGUAAUAGGUAUGCAUAAGAUGACUCCACCAAUUAAAGAUCUGCUGCCUAGACUCACCCCCAUCUUAAAGAAUAGGCAUGAAAAAGUACAAGAGAAUUGUAUUGAUCUUGUUGGACGUAUUGCUGAUAGGGGAGCUGAAUAUGUGUCUGCAAGAGAAUGGAUGAGGAUUUGCUUUGAGCUUUUAGAGCUCUUAAAAGCUCACAAAAAAGCUAUUCGUAGAGCCACAGUCAACACAUUUGGUUAUAUUGCAAAGGCCAUUGGCCCUCAUGAUGUAUUGGCUACACUUUUAAACAACCUCAAAGUUCAGGAAAGGCAGAACAGAGUUUGUACCACUGUAGCAAUAGCUAUUGUCGCUGAAACAUGUUCACCCUUCACAGUACUACCUGCCUUAAUGAAUGAAUACAGAGUUCCUGAACUGAAUGUUCAAAAUGGAGUGUUAAAAUCACUUUCCUUCUUGUUUGAAUAUAUUGGUGAGAUGGGAAAGGACUACAUUUAUGCUGUAACACCACUCCUUGAAGAUGCUUUAAUGGAUAGGGACCUUGUACACAGACAGACGGCUAGUGCAGUGGUGCAACACAUGUCACUUGGGGUUUAUGGAUUUGGUUGUGAAGAUUCACUGAAUCACUUGUUGAACUAUGUAUGGCCCAAUGUGUUUGAGACAUCUCCCCAUGUAAUUCAGGCAGUUAUGGGGGCCCUGGAGGGUCUGCGAGUUGCUAUUGGACCAUGUAGAAUGCUGCAGUAUUGUUUACAGGGUUUGUUUCACCCAGCCCGGAAAGUCAGAGAUGUGUAUUGGAAAAUUUACAACUCCAUCUACAUUGGUUCACAGGAUGCUCUCAUAGCACAUUAUCCAAGAAUCUACAAUGAUGAUAAGAACACCUAUAUUCGUUAUGAACUUGACUAUAUCUUGUAACUUUAUUGUUUAUUUUGUGUUUAAUGCACAGCUGUUUCACACCUUAAACUUGCUUCGAUUUGGUGAUGUAAACUUUUAAACAUUGCAGAUCAGCAUAGAACUGGUCAUAGAGGAAGAGCUAGAAAUCCAGUAGCAUGAUUUUUAAAUAACCUGUCUUUGUUUUUGAUGUUAAACAGUAAACGCCAGUAGUGACCAAGAACACAGUGAUUGCACACACUAUUCUGGAGGGCUUUCAUUUUUAAUUCAUCUUUAUGAAGAUUUAGAAUUCAUUCCUUGUGUUUAAAGGGAAUGUUUAAUUGAGAAAUAAACAUUUGUGUACAAAAUGCUAA
Orcinus orca (killer whale) is the source of this 5298-nucleotide messenger RNA. RefSeq names its product splicing factor 3b subunit 1 (gene SF3B1). The record is from RefSeq and is a predicted model, not a curated record. Gene Ontology annotation, cellular component: U2-type prespliceosome; U2 snRNP; catalytic step 2 spliceosome. Gene Ontology annotation, molecular function: mRNA binding. Gene Ontology annotation, biological process: spliceosomal complex assembly. Bases 1493 to 4969 code for a protein of 1158 amino acids. The transcript is spliced from 22 exons. NCBI's taxonomy places the organism in Eukaryota, Metazoa, Chordata, Mammalia, Artiodactyla, Delphinidae.